AUGAAUCGUGCCAUCCUGGCUUUCAUCAAAGCGAUUUCGCAGAAGACCCCGCUGCCAUCGCUCGGCGGGCGACUCCUGACGUCGAGUCUUUUGACUGCUGCUCUGGAUGAGAUCCGGCCUCUGUGUCCGUUUCCCGUGUGCCCGGCCAUGCUGGAUAUGGAAUAUUCUCCAUCCCUUCUAGAGCAAGAGAUCCAGAAAGUGGUUUCGAACGUUGGCGACCCUGCCCACGUCUCCUUCACAUUGGUUUUCGUUCGCUUGGACCCGUCGACCUUCACUUUGCACAAGAUCACCCCGACGCCGAAGUACAACAUGGCUGGCUACACGUACCUGUGGAAUCUUCGUGAGGUGUGGCAGCACCUCCAUCUCGCCACCAGCUUCCACAUGUGGCACAGCAAGCAGAUGAGGCUGGGGACCAUGGCUGAGCUUGAAUCCUCAUGGGGCAUUUCCAAGCAAAUCGUCCGAUCCGAGACGUACCGUGGGGACCAAGAAGUUCUCACGUGGCCUGGAGUCAGGAACGAUGUCUGCUCGACAUUAGGUCUCUUGCUCGUUCUGGGCCUUCAGGCACAGGUGCGGGGGAUGGCUUUGGAGGCUCAAAAGAGUUGUCUCGAUCUUCUCCGGAGAAUUCUUCGCAUUACUGGCCUGCCGGAGAGACUUGUCAUCCUUCCGGAGGUGCCUCUGAAGAUUGAAUCUGGGCAGGUGUUCCAGAAGUCUGCUUGCUUGGAAGCCUCCCGCCACAACUUUGAGGGCAUGGUGCCCGUGCCGGACGUGAUCUGGUUCUUCAUGCGACUUCCGUCGGAUGGGGAUGGUUUUGAGACUCUGCCGGUCUCCCGCAUCCAGAAAAGGAUGGUGCACAUUGUCAGUCAAGCCGUUGAGGAAACCUUCGCCGGUGGCAAGGUCUGUCUGAGACAGACACCGCCUAAGCAGGCAGACGAAGCUGGCUGCGAGACGCCGUGGACGGCCGGUACGAGAAGCAGCAACGCCAACCUUGCCCGUCAAGAACUUCUGAAGCGUUUUCUUCAGCGAGGUGCCGGUUUCGUCUCUGGACUGAACAAUGGCAAAAACGAGGAUUUGAAGUUGUCCGAGACGCCCGUGAUUGGUACGAAGGACAAGAAUGCUGGAUCGGUGGCUGCAAACCAGUGGGUUACCGCCUACUUUGCAUCCGCUGCAGAUGCCUUGCUCCGCCGUCUCGGCAAGCAGGAGUAUCGUCACAUAAGCAUUUUCGAGGACGGCUCCAAGAUUGCCACACACGAGGUCUUGAACAUCUUCGUCUCCUGCGACGGGCUUAUGGUGUGCUCGCCGCUGUCGUUGAUGCCGCAGCUGAAAUUUACAGCCGACACCACGCCUGAGCAAAACAUGCAGAAACUGGAUGCAUUGCAGUUGGAGGCCCCUUUGCAGGAACUGAAGCGAAAAGCUGGAUGUGCAUCCACGAAGGAAAAGCAGCUGUGCCCGACAGAGAAGAUCACCACCAGGAUGAAGCUGCUGGCUCUGAACCAUUCAUUGCAUACCUUCAUCAAGUUUCGUCUGAGCGACAGCAAGCCUGCUGUUCCUCUUCGCCCCGCUCGCAAUGAUGAGAUCAGAAAGUCUGUUAUGGUGAACGGUCGCCGGGAGUCCUUCCUCUGGUCUCCGAGCACGAAGCAAUCUUGCUGGCAAAGCACGAAUUAUGAAGGAUUCAACAAUCUUCUGCGACUCAACAUCCUCGCCGACGAGGGCGACGCCCAGGCACACUUUCAACUUGCCCUGGGCGGGUUGGCAUGCAUGGUGCACCGCGACCAAAGCCAUAAACUCCACCGUUGCGAAAUCCUCGCAUUUGAUGCAUGUCCGGAUCAUGCCCUUGCUCGAAAGCAUGCUCUUUUGGUUGCCAAGUUUGAUAAGGCCCCUUGGGCCACAUCCUCGUUUGGCAGACGCCUCAAAGAAGCAAGGGAGCGAGUUGACGAAUUGGAUUCCAACCACAUCCUCUUCGACGUCUGCUCGGCGGGCAUCAUUGCAGACCGCAACAUGCCUCCGGAUUCAAGCUUGGCUGAUGUCAAGCGGGAGCUGGUGCAGCUGGGAAAAUCCGGUGCCACCGGAUCCUGUCAUCGCUCCGGCAGAUGGGCGGACUUCCUAGACAGCUUUCAUGGCCUCAAGGGCGAGUGGCACAGCCGUCUGUUCUUCCACUUGUAUGCUCUCGCAUUGGAAGGAACCAGCUGUUUCCACUUCUUGGCUACUGCCUUGCAGAGCCAUGGCCAGGAAACUGACACGGCUUUGCUUCCAAAAGUGCUGAGAGCCACGUGGCUGCAAAGUGCGAGUGAUUUGCAUCUUCUGGGAGUGGGCCUCCUGAUGUUCUCUUGUUCAUUUCAGCUGUUCGGGUAUGUGUGUGCAGAAGAAUCACAAUAA
This is a messenger RNA of Symbiodinium necroappetens, 2373 nucleotides long. The record is from the annotation of a GenBank genome assembly. Lineage: Eukaryota; Dinophyceae; Suessiales; Symbiodiniaceae.